AUGGUCAGUUUGCUUGGUACCGCUUUGCUGAGUUCCCUUCUCAGUAGGCUUACGCCGGGCCCCAAGGCCGCCUCCAAGACCCCUGCUGCCAAGCACAAGUUCGUCAUCGACUACUCUCGUCCCGCAAACGACGGUGUCUUCGAUGGCGCUGCCUUCGAGAAGUUCUUGCACGACCGUAUCAAGGUCGAUGGCAAGGCGGGCAACCUCGGCGACAAUGUCAAGAUUCAGCGUGACGGCGACAAGAGCAUCACCGUGACGUCCAAUAUCCCCUUCUCCAAGCGGUACCUCAAGUACCUCACGAAAAAGUUCCUCAAGAAGAACACCCUUCGUGACUGGAUUCGCGUUGUCGCCUCAUCAAAAGACCACUACCAGCUCAAGUUCUACAACAUUGCUGGCGCUGGCGACGAGGAGGAAGAGGAGUAA
Gloeophyllum trabeum ATCC 11539 is the source of this 423-nucleotide messenger RNA. RefSeq names its product ribosomal protein L22e. NCBI's taxonomy places the organism in Eukaryota, Fungi, Basidiomycota, Agaricomycetes, Gloeophyllales, Gloeophyllaceae. Gene Ontology annotation, molecular function: RNA binding; structural constituent of ribosome. Gene Ontology annotation, cellular component: ribosome. Gene Ontology annotation, biological process: cytoplasmic translation. The coding region runs from base 1 to 423 and encodes 140 amino acids. The transcript has 5 exons. The record is from RefSeq and is a predicted model, not a curated record.